Molecule: messenger RNA, 4469 nt
Organism: Alosa sapidissima (American shad)
Lineage: Eukaryota; Metazoa; Chordata; Actinopteri; Clupeiformes; Clupeidae
Gene: wscd1a
Product: WSC domain-containing protein 1
Exons: 9
Coding region: 725-2461 (578 amino acids)
Molecular function (GO): sulfotransferase activity
Source: RefSeq, a predicted model, not a curated record
ACUUAAAAACAGCUGGGUUCGUAGGAUUCUAACGAGAGAGCAACGUGGGACUGCUAAAUGAAGGGGGGCACAGUGCGGAUUUAGACGUACGGAUUAAGGCUCAUCUAAUGGCUUCACUGCUAUGCGAAAUAAGAAAUGAAAGAGGAUUUAUGGCAUACAUCAAGAGAGUCUGAGAGAGAUCGGCGAGAGAGAAAGAGAGAUAGCCCGCUAGCUUGGCAGGGAUGCAAUAAGAGCACAGUGGAAACAGACGAAUAGAUACGACUGUAUACGCUACUGUUUAGUCUGCAUCCACAAUACUUGUCACCUCUUCUUCUUUACACUGGCAUGGAAUGUUCCCGUGAAGGUUCACUUAGGGCUCCCUCCGUCUGGAACCCUAGGACACAGGCAGUGGAGAUUGUGCAGACAACAAAGGGAUGCUGAUGAGCUGCCUGGCCUUGGAUCCCCUCACUGGUCAAGACGUCUGAGGACAGGCACUGCAGGGUGCCAUAGAGUGGUGGACUGUCCAUCUCUCAAGCUGUAAUCACAGUGGACAAGGCAUCUAAAAACACAAUGGUCCUGCUGUUCAUUUUAUUUUAGUGACACUGGUUUGGGAAAGAAGUGCUGAAAGACAGCCAGAACGUGAUGCAGCAAAUCAUAUCCUCCAUCUCUCCGUUCCCCGUUUUGGUUGUUAGGGAGACAUUUACCUCCAGUUGUUAAGGAAACUGAGCAGAGAGGGGUGUUGGUCAUGGCGAAGCCAUUCUACCGCCUACAGCGCUUCUUGCGACGGACUCAGCUGCUCUUCCUGUUCCUGGGCGUGGCCUACAUAAUGGCCGGCAGCGUGCUGCUGCUGCAGCGGGCAGCCCUGGUGGUCUCCCAGCGGGGGCUGUCCCUCACCUCCAGCUUCCUGCCCCUGCCCUCUCUGCCAGCCCCACCGCGGGCGCUGAGUGGCACGCCAGUGGUGCGAGUAGGCCCAGUGGGCGCCAGACUGCCAGGGAGUCCAGGCCGCUAUCGGGCAAGCCAGUCAGAUGACCGAGCAGGCCCUCAGUGGCUGCUGUCCAGGAACCAGGAGAUCCGACAGCUGCGGCGCCGGUGGUUCCACAGCCUCAUGUCUGAACAGGAUAUGACCAGAGCAGACCCGGUUACAGCCAGGAGGAAGGCUCCACACAAAGGUACAUACAUUGGCUGCUUCCUAGAUGAUGCCAAGGACCGGGCCUUGAAAGGGACUGUUUUUUAUGAUUUCCGCAGAAUGACCACAAGCUUGUGCCAGGACACCUGCUCUGAGAGUGGAUACCAGUUUGCCGGACUGGAGUAUGGCUCGGAGUGUUACUGUGGCAACCGCAUCGCAGGCCCACGCAUGAGGGAGGAGGAGUGCAACCUGGACUGCAAGGGCGAGAAGGGCUCCAUCUGCGGGGGUGUGGCCCGUCUGACUAUCUACAAGGUGGAGGAACUACUUCCUGGUCAGAGGAGAUACAGGAACGUGCGCUACCGUGGCUGCUUCAGAACUCCUGAGAACAUGACGGCCGCCGCGUUUGUGCGUGCCGUGAAGCGCAACGUCACCUCUCAGGCCUGCAUCGAGGUCUGCAUGGACCAGGAGUAUCCACUUGCCAUCCUACACAAGCUCCAGUGCUUCUGUGGUUAUGCGACUCCUGUCUUCAGCCUCCAUGAGCCCGUGGGGGAGGAGCUCUGUGCCCAGGCUAACACCACUAUCCCCACGGCGGCAACCAAUCAUCUCCAUUGCCAGGUCUACCAAACGCCCGUGCAGGACUCCAGGUGCACUGAGAGGAAGUUCCUGCCAGAGAAAUCCAGCUCACUAGUUGCAUUGUCCAGCUUCCCUGGUGCGGGCAACACCUGGGUGCGGCACCUGAUCGAGCUGGCCACCGGCUACUACACAGGGAGCUACUAUUUUGACGGCACUCUUUACAACCGAGGUUUCAAGGGCGAGAAGGACUACUGGAAGAGUGGACGCACCAUCUGUGUGAAGACCCAUGAGAGCGGCAAGCGGGAUAUUGAAAUGUAUGACUCCUCCAUCCUGCUGAUCCGAAACCCGUACCGCUCCCUCAUGGCCGAGUUCAACCGCAAGUGUGCCGGACACCUGGGUUACGCGUCAGACCAGCACUGGAAGAGCAAAGAGUGGCCAGAGUUUGUGGGCAGCUAUGCAUCCUGGUGGGCGUCCCACGUGCUGGACUGGCUGCGGUACGGGCGCCAUGUCCUCGUGGUCCACUACGAGGAGCUCCAGGACUCACUGGUGCCCCAGCUGCGCGUCAUCGCCAACUUCCUCAACGCCAGCGUCACCGAGGAGCGGCUGCUGUGCGCCGAGAGCAACAAAGACGGCCACUUCAAGCGCUCAGGUGCCCGCCGGCCCACCUUUGACCCCUUCACGCCAGACAUGCGGCAGCUGAUUGACGGCUACAUCGGCGCCGUGGACCAGGCGCUGAGGGAGAGCAACCAGACGGGCCUGCCGCCGGACUACCUGCCCAGGUGAUCAGAGGAAACGUCCACAAGUCUGAUCAGCGUCCCCAGAGGACCAAACUGGCCUUUCCCCAACCCUUUCUACUUCACCAUUACGACCAAGAGGAAUCUGAUCCCCUCUGUCUGUAUCAGAUGAGCAGUGUACUGCUUCACUCAUUGCAUAUUGUGGCCGGGCCCUCCUGUAAUGCAGCACUUGGAGGGUUUUCCCAUCACUGCCGCUUCAGUUUAUUUGUGUGCCACAUGUUUUGGAUGAGGGCAGGGGUAGGACUCUGGAGGAGGGCCGUGUGCCACUGCUUGACACUUAGGAUGGUGCUUUAAGAUUUACGACAGAUUAAACCGAGCAAACUGACUUUGAUGAAAUCACAGAUAGUGUCUUUUUUAGUCAUUGUUUGAGACAGAGCAGAAAAUUCAUUUGAAAGCCUUCUUCCCAAUCGCCUCAACCAUAAAAUCAGAGGCUUCAUCUUUGUUAUUGUUCUUACAUAAACCAACACCGUACAAUGAAAAUCCUGCCACAACUUGCUACAUUAGUGCUGCGUGGUUGCCACUGAUUCCGACGCACAGGCAUCACACCACCGGGAGUGCACUGGGCCCAUCAGGGCUGUAGAGCCGCCUUCACACUGACUGACUGUCCCUGGGAAUGGGAGGCUGGAGGAGGCUGGGCUGGACGCUGCAGCAGUCCUCUCCCACCAUGCUGGUGACGCCUGAUGGAGGAGGACAGAGAGGGAGGGAGAGAGCGGGACGGAGGGGCAGGGGAAGGGGCCGAGACAUGAUGAGGGAGAGGGAUCUCCUGCAGCGUAAUCUCAUACAAUAAGCCUCUCUGGGCCCAUGCUGCGAGCAGACAGAGAGGAAAUGAUGGCAGAGGAAGGAGAAGGACAAAGAGGCAGAGUAGAGUCGCCACCAUGACCAUGGGAAGUAGCCCAGAGGAAGAGGGGAUAACAGCCGCCAGACCUGGCCAGCUAGACAUGCUUCCCACAGCACGUGGGGAAAGGGCCAGCAUGGGCACACACACACACACACACACACACACACACACACACACACUCCCAGUGUACCCAGUGGUGUGCCGCUGCCUCCCCCUCCGCCCCCCCCCUCCUGCAGUCUCUAAUCUCUCCUGAGCUGAUUAUUGUGCUGCACAGAGGCCCAGAUGUGACUGGCUUUGACAGCGCUGCUGCCACAUUCCCCUCUGCUCUGCUCCUCUCUUCUCUGGUGGCGCUCAUCACAUGAGUGUCUCUGCACCGCGUAUGGUUUAGUCAUGUAUUUAUUGAAAUAGUUUGAAUGGACGCCAGGAUCUGGCGUUAUCACAGUGGACUGCGCAUCAGAACACUGAUUCUUCAGUGUUAUCCUUUGGUAUGUCCAAUAGUCAACAGAUUGUACGCUACAAGCUUCAUUCCCAUGGAAACAAAAUCCAUUCAUCCAAUCCAUUCUCCAAACCACUGAAUUAGUAUUUGUUUGCCCUGGUGAAGAAGCAGCCAUGGAGCAGUAUUUAGUCACAGGACGGGAAGAAAGAUGAUCAUGGCUGUCUGCAGAGACGCUUGAGGAGGAGGAAGGCUGCACUCUUCUGUGGGAGUUGAAUGGGCGGUAAUGGGGUCCCUCAGAGAGUAGACAACCUCCUCCCAGGGGUCACGCUGCUUCAAGCCUGUGACUCCUAUGAUAGAUUACUGGCUAAAUGAAAUGGAUGUCAUUGCUCUGUCUGUGUAGCAGAUCACACCUCCGUAAAUACUGUGUGCAAAUACCUGCAUCCGUGCGCCUGUGAAUGUGUUUGGCCACCUGGGACUUCAUGAGCUGUGAGGACUGUAACAGACACAUUGCUUACGAGCAGAUUGCUGAUGCUGGGUGUACAUUCUUCUUGCAUUUUUAAAGGAACACAGCGGGAGGCUGACUGUCUUACAGGCUUCAAAAAUGUAAAACUGUCAUGAAAAAAAAAAUCAGUUUUUGGAAAGGGGCAGGUCCCCAAAAAGGUUUUGAUUGUGAGUGUUGCUUUAAUAAAAAUUCAUGAAGCACACUCAAGUGUCUGAGUCUGU